AUGGCGAACGGGCCUAGGCGGCAUGAACGCUACAAUGCCAAGGCACGCCAAUCGAGUGUAGGAGGUUCGUCGCAUAAAGGAAAGAAGUCCUUGCGGGAGCGCGCGUCUAUCGAGGCUGAUGCCAAUGCGCAGGUCAUGGAUGAUGCUACGCGGACGGCCCUCGCUGAACAAGAUCGACAGCGCCGCGCUCUCCUACGUGAAGGAGGUAACGAUGAUACCAUGAAACUAUCGACCAAGAAGAAGCGUCGUCUAGAUAAGUUUAUCGAGGCCAAGUUGCGCAAAGAAGAAAAGGCUCGAAUCCUGCAAAAGCUUGCCAAGUCCUCUGCAGAGAUCACAGAUCGCACAGAACUAGUCAGUGCUGCGACGCUAGGUACUGGUCGCAUAGCCAAAGAGUCUGAACGUGUACAAAAGCUAUUGGAGAGCCAGGAGCAAGGCCACAAACGCAAACGAGCCGCUGCUUUCCAAAUUGACGAGGACGAAGAAGAUGCGGAUCUCGACGCCAUCGACGAUGAGUCAGACCACGAAAGCGAGCAGGAACUCGAUCGUGAGCAUAUAUCGGCCGACCAGGAUGAACGACAGCAGCGCAUUUUGGAGGCUGUGAAAAAGUUCGAACAAAAAGAGUCUUCACCGCUCUCCGCCAAGCCAAACGACGUGGGAUCGGCCUUGGUGCCACCAAAAGUGGGCUCAGCCUUGGCUACUGGCGCUGAUGGCAAGCCUGUGAUGCCCGUUAUGCGAAAACGGCAGAGGCAAGGAAAAGUACAGGACCGAAGCAACUUAUCCAUCAUGGAACGCGUGCUGCGUGGCAAGCAUGAAAAGGCGCCAGCAAACGAUACCGAUAGCAGCUUCGACUCUGAUGAGUCUAGUGAUGAGGCACAGAGCGAGGUAGACGCGCCUGAUGGUGCUGUGGUCUACGAUGUCGAUAAGGCCCUUGCUGCUAAGAAGGCCCAGGCGCCCGUAUAUGAUAGCGAUUCGGUGGAUACGGAGGACCUUGAAAGUGAGGAGCCAGACACCGAUGCCGACGAAGAAGCUGUUCUGUUAGAAGCUAUGCGACGACGGGGCCUCUUGCCUGAGGAUGCCGAUGCCAUUCCUGAAGAUUUCGCACUCCAACUUGCACGGCCUAAGAAAGGUGAAGAUAAUAAUGGACAUGUGCUCGAGCCCGUUGGCGGUCGCGUUGAUCGCGUUCGUGAUCUGGGGCCACAGGAUGGCAAGAUUCGUGGUCCAUUGGGCCGUGAGGCAGCUGUGAUCAAGUCACCGUUCACACAAAAGUAUCUCGAGGAGGAGACGGUUUUCCAGGCGAUGGGCGACAGUGCUCCUCUUCGUCAUGUACAGGUGAAACGGCCCUCAGAGAUGCAAGAGGCGCGUAUGAAACUGCCUGUGGUCGCCGAGGAAGACGAGAUUUUGCGCAAGAUCCUGGAAAAUCCUGUCACUGUGUUAUGUGGUGAAACAGGUAGCGGCAAAACUACGCAGGUUCCUCAGUUCCUGUAUGAGGCCGGGUUUGGUACCGCAGGAAGUGCGAAUCCUGGUAUGAUUGGUAUUACGCAACCACGUCGUGUUGCUGCGGUGAGUAUGGCCCGCCGUGUGGCCGAGGAGCUGCAAGUGCCUGAAAAUCGUGUCUCGUACCAAAUUCGAUACGACGCAACGACGAGUCCGCAUACGCAGCUCAAAUUCAUGACUGAUGGUGUUCUGCUGCGUGAAUUAGCUCAGGAUCUUACCCUGUCCAAAUACAGCGUUAUCAUUGUGGAUGAGGCGCAUGAACGCAGCGUCAACACUGACGUACUGAUUGGCAUGCUUAGCCGCGUUGUCCGGAUGCGUGCAAAGCGCUGGAUGGAGAGCAAAGCAGAUGGGUUGAAUGCCCCGCGUCCCUUGCGUCUCGUGAUUAUGAGUGCAACUAUGCGUGUCGGCGACUUUACACAAAAUACGGUCUUAUUUUCUACGCCGCCACCUGUGGUCCAAAUCGACGUUCGUCAGCACCCUGUUACGAUCCACUUUAAUCGACGUACCGUCCAGGACUAUGUGACCGAGGCCAUCAAGAAGACCAGUAAAAUUCAUACGCGUCUCCCACCUGGUGGCAUUUUGAUUUUUGUCACUGGCCAGCAAGAAGUACAGACGGUGUGCCGCAAGCUACAGCAGCGAUACGGUCCUCGAGCCCUGGCGGCCAAAGCUGAAGCUGCGUCGUACGAAGCCGUGUCUGCGCGGAUCGCCAACGUCGAGGCUGAGGAAAUGGAUCUAGGUACGGCUGAUGCGCCGCGUGUGGACGACGUGGAUGAGGAUCGUACAGUGCUAGAGGAUGAAGAGGCGUUGGAUACAGACGACGAAGAGGAGGAAGAGGCUGAGGCCUUGCACUUACCUCCCUCUGAUGAGCCCAUGCACAUCUUGCCCAUGUACUCUUUACUUCCAGCCCAUGAACAGCAGCGUGUGUUUGAGCCGCCGCCAGAAGGAUCACGGCUAGUCGUUGUAGCGACCAACGUUGCCGAGACGUCUAUUACGAUUCCCCAUAUCAAGUAUGUGGUCGAUGCUGGCCGAGCGAAAGAGCGCCGAAUUGAUCCACGAAGCCAAGUCCAGUCGUAUGAUAUUGCAUGGAUCAGCAAAGCCAGUGCAUCUCAGCGUGCAGGACGUGCAGGACGUACUGGUCCUGGUCAUUGUUACCGACUGUACUCCUCGGCUGUGUACGAAGAGCACUUUGUCGAGUUUGGCGUUCCCGAAAUUCUACGCACACCUGUUGAUGGCCUUGUGCUCCAGAUGAAGGCGAUGAAUAUUGAUCAGGUGGCACACUUUCCCUUCCCUACACCGCCAGAUCGUGAGGCUCUGGCUCGUGCUGAGAGAAUGCUGCUGCAUCUGGGUGCGUUGGAGAAUGUGGAUGUGCGUACGCAAGGCACUCGCGCUCAGCAUGCAUCGAUUACGAGCCUGGGUCGUGUGAUGGCCCUGUUCCCUGUCGCCCCACGCUAUGCGAAGCUUCUGGCGCAAGGUCAUCAGCACAGCUGUUUACCAUAUGCUGUUGCGCUAGUCGCAGCGAUGAGUGUGGGCGAUAUCUUUGAGCGGGAAGAUAUGCUGACUGCCCAAGCAGCGAUGGAGAUCGAUGCGGAUGCCGAUCCUGCGGCGACCAAGGAAGCUCGGCGCACUGCGCGUGCUGCGUAUUUCCGUGCGCUUCGUGUGUUUGAUGCGAUCGGGGAAGGACUCAGUGAUGCGUUCCGCUUGCUUAGUGUUGUGGGUGCGUACAGUCAUGAUGCUGCGCGGGGAGUCUCCGUUUCUUUCUGCCGUGAGCACUUUGUUCGGGUAAAGGCCAUGGAAGAAAUCCAUAAGUUGCGUGCCCAGCUCAGCAACUUGGUCCUCGCCAACCUGACAGGCCUGAGUGAUAUGGAUGCGACACAGCUGCGUGAUCCAAGUCUACCACCACCCAACACGACUCAAUGCAAAGUGUUACGUCAGCUGCUCACGGCCAUUUACAUUGAUCGAGUCGCUGUCCGGGCUGACCUGGUGGAUGCGCCGGAAGCUGCGUUGGCCCCCGCACGCGCCGGCUCAAAAAUGGCCAGCACUCGGCGCGUUCCCUACGUAGCUCUGGGCGUGCCGGGGGCUGCGUAUAUCCACGUCAGCUCGUCAUUCUACCAUCGUCCUCCGCCCGAAUGGAUUGUGUUUGGCGAAGUACAUCAAAGUGCGCCGAAGCAUGCGGUGAUCGGCGAUGAGGAGCUGGAGGGUGGCGAGUCCGCAGCGCCUCCCACACAAUGGCUCAAAAUGGUCACCAAAAUCAAUCCUGCAUGGCUGCCUACGUUGGGACGUACACUCUGCACGUUUUCUCAGCCUUCUGAUGCACCGGAUGCAACCGCUUUGGCAUCGUCGAUGCAGGCCUUGAAGCGCGGUGGUACGUUGCCCGCUGUGGAACGCACCGUUCUGCUCACACCGCGAUACGGAGGCGCUAUGCAGGAUGGCGCUGCAGGUGGUGGGUUGGGAUGGGAGCUCCCGCCUAUCCAGGCCAAGCAAGUGCUUGUGAAUGGACGAUGGACGACCAAAAUGUAG
This is a messenger RNA of Malassezia pachydermatis, 4011 nucleotides long. Its product is annotated as p-loop containing nucleoside triphosphate hydrolase protein. Gene Ontology annotation, molecular function: ATP binding; ATP hydrolysis activity; RNA binding. Gene Ontology annotation, biological process: maturation of SSU-rRNA from tricistronic rRNA transcript (SSU-rRNA, 5.8S rRNA, LSU-rRNA). The transcript has 3 exons. The record is from RefSeq and is a predicted model, not a curated record. Gene Ontology annotation, cellular component: nucleolus; intracellular anatomical structure. Bases 1 to 4011 code for a protein of 1336 amino acids. NCBI's taxonomy places the organism in Eukaryota, Fungi, Basidiomycota, Malasseziomycetes, Malasseziales, Malasseziaceae.